This is a messenger RNA of Talaromyces stipitatus ATCC 10500, 920 nucleotides long. Its product is annotated as urea hydro-lyase/cyanamide hydratase, putative. The coding region runs from base 162 to 920 and encodes 252 amino acids. NCBI's taxonomy places the organism in Eukaryota, Fungi, Ascomycota, Eurotiomycetes, Eurotiales, Trichocomaceae. The record is from RefSeq and is a predicted model, not a curated record. The transcript has 2 exons.
UGGGUAUGAACAGAGCACUGGCUCGUCGUAGUAUAAAUUGCGUGAUGUUUCGAACAGUUCUGUAGAUAGCAGGCUCUUACCCAAAGCCAGAACUACUUUAUACAGGCCAGUUAGCCAAGCAAUAUACCUUCCUAUCAGGAAGACGCUCAGGUACCAUCUCGAUGUCCUCAAACCCAAUAACCGAAUACGGCUUCGCGGCCGUCCCAGCGUCCGCAACCCAACUUCUCGACGAUCCUACCACCAAGCCCUCGUCGCCACCACCAGCAUACUCAAUCUCUGAUUUCUCCAUCCCAAACACAGCCCUCGCCAAGCGCAUCCAGGCCUACGCAAAGGCGCAUCUCCCCGAAACCACUUACAACCAUAGCUUGCGAGUCUAUUACUUUGGGCAAGCGAUCAGGCAAUACCGUCUCCAACCCAGUGGAGGGUCAGUAUGGGACUUUUCCGACGAGACAUACUUCCUGAGUUGUUUGUUACAUGACAUUGGCACUACGGAAGAAAAUCUGAACAAGACGAGACUCAGUUUUGAGUUUUACGGCGGAUUUCUUGCGCUAGAUGUUCUUCAGCAUGCUGACGACGAUGAUGAUGCAACUGCCAUCGCGCCCAGAGAACAGGCUGAAAGUGUAGCGGAAGCAAUUAUCCGACAUCAGGAUCUUUGUGAGAUUGGCAAGAUUACUGCCGUGGGACAACUGAUUCAGUUGGCGACGAUUUUCGAUAACACCGGAUCUUUCUCUGAUCUCGUACACCAAGAGACCAUUGAGGCUGUGUCGAAGGCGUUCCCCCGAUCGAAAUGGAGUACCUGUUUCACGGACACGAUACACAAGGAGCUUCACUUGAAGCCCUGGGCUCAUACGGCGGCGCUUGGCGAGGAGAAGUUUGUUGGAAAGGUCUUGGGAAAUCGGCUGAUGGCGCCGUAUGAGUAA